AAGGCCAGCAUAAACUACGUAGUGAAACCCUAUCUCAAACAAAAGAAUGUGUUUUUAAAACAUUCAACUUACAUUCCAUGUCUGCAUAUUUUCUCUACAUACAGCCUUAGUUUACAAUGCUACUUUAUAUUUUCUACUUUGAAAUAUAGAUUAAACUUUGAUAGUAUUGGUUUUUAAUAGCUGUCUAGUAUUCUUAUGUUAAUGUACUAUAGUUUAUUGACUCAUUUUUUUGGUUUGUUUUUGGUAUCGAGGAUCUAACACAGGUGGUGGAACCACUGAGCUAAAUCCCUGGUGCAUCUUAGUUUUUUUGCAUAAUUUAUGAAUGACGUAUUUUAAAGUAAAACUCUUAGGCCACAGGUUAGUAUUUUUCUCACUGGUUCGUAGCCAUGUUUUCUCCAGCCACUUACCUCUCUGAUUCUCUGUCCCCUAGGCCUCUCUAGCAUCCAGCAUCCUCCCUGGCACCCACAGGUCUCUCCACAGUCACUUCCGAGCUUACCAAGAGAAGGCUUCAGCUUGCUUCCCCACCCUUGCACCAUUUACUGGGAGGUGACUUUCCCAGUAGAGCUGGCCCAUGUCAUCCCUGCCCGCUGAGCUUGCUGACCUUCCUCCACAGGAUGCAGAGAUAGAGCUGCUGAGUAUCUCGCCACAGCAAGCAUGGCUUCCCUCCAAAUAGGACACGAUACUCUCCCGUCUUCCCUCCCGAUUGAUGUUUCUUCCUGCACACUGAGUGGCACUGUCUGGCAUUAGCUUUAUCUUCAGUUUCAUCGCAUCUCUGUUUACUUCCCUAGCUUUGGGCUGACCGCAGCAGCUUGAGGUGGAGCUUUCCGGUCACUGUAAAGUGUUUCCAGGUUUCCUCGGAGGCCUACCAUCCUUACUUUGCGCAAAGUUUACGUCGUGUUCAGAAGAUCUUAGGGGUUUUUUUUCUUUUAAAUUGAAUAAAUGUUUACAAAAUAAUUAUUCCUAGUUCCUAUUCAGUGGCAAACUAUAACAGAACAACAAAAGGCCAACAAUAACAAAAGCCAGAUCUAAUGAAUAAAUAAGAAAACAGGCAAAUAAAUUUUUUAAAAAUUACAACCUAGAUUCGCCAGUUCUUUGUGCCACUGAGUAAAUACUGAAGAAUAGAGACACAAACUGAGGACAGAUAAGAGUAACCCAUGUGGGUUGAUGGGCCUUUCGGGUCUGGCUAUAUAUAGAAAAUUUCCGUGACCUCAUUUCAGAGGAAGAGUGGCCAACUUGACACGACCGGCAGGUUUUGUUGUGACACUUGGUGUUGGUGUCAUCAGACAGAGAAGUUUUGUGUAAGCGUUUGGUACAGGGAGUACGUGCAUUAAGAGAACAGAGCUUCCUCUUCCUCUCUUCCCAUUACCUCUAAGUAAAUACUACAAUCUGCUGACAGAAUAUUUAGAUCCUGAAAUUUCUUUUCAGCUGCUCAUUUAAAAUUUGGGAGAAAACAACAUAUUUGGGCUGUCCCAGUCACACACAGUUAUAAUCCCAGCAUCGGGGGCUGAGGCAGGAGAAGCACAAAUUUGAGGCCAGCCUGGGAUAUGUAGUGAGACCUUUCUCAGAAGAAAAGAAAAGGAACUUUAAAAGGGCUGGGGAUGUAGCUCAGUGGCAAAGAGCUUGGUGGGUGUGAUCACUAAUCCUGCAAAAAAUAAGCUAACAGAUGAAACCUAACACGUGACUAAUUGGAUCAUCUCUGUGAACUGCUUGUCCUUCCAGCUGUUCCCUUCAGCAGGUGCAAGCGCUUUACUCGUUUCCAUAUCAGCCGAUGAUGGCUGAAGCUCCUCACCUGGCAGUCCCGGAGAUGGAACAGCAGGUGCCCGUGGAAGCCCCUGCCCCAGCUCCUGCACAGGAAACCGGGAAAGAGGCUCCGAGGGGAAGGAAGAGAAAAGCCAAACCGACAGAACCCAAAACGCCCGUUGAACCCAAAAAACCUGCAGAGUCCAAAAGAUCUGCCAAGUCCUCAAAGUCCAAGGAAAAGCAAGAAAAGAUUACAGACACUUUUAAAGUGAAAAGGAAGGUAGACCGUUUCAACGGCGUGUCCGAGGCAGAGCUGCUGACCAAGACGCUGCCUGAUAUUUUGACCUUCAAUCUGGACAUCGUGAUCAUUGGCAUAAAUCCAGGCCUCAUGGCUGCUUACAAAGGCCACCAUUACCCUGGACCUGGAAACCAUUUUUGGAAGUGCCUGUUCAUGUCGGGGCUGAGCGAGGUGCAGCUCAACCACAUGGACGACCACACGCUGCCCGGGAAGUACGGCAUCGGCUUCACCAACAUGGUGGAGAGGACGACGCCAGGCAGCAAGGACCUCUCCAGUAAAGAAUUUCGUGAAGGCGGACGUAUUCUAGUACAGAAAUUACAGAAAUAUCAGCCACGCAUAGCGGUGUUUAAUGGAAAAUGUAUUUAUGAAAUUUUUAGUAAAGAAGUUUUUGGAGUAAGGGUUAAGAACCUGGAAUUCGGGCUUCAGCCCCAUAAGAUCCCUGAUACAGAAACGCUCUGUUACGUUAUGCCAUCGUCCAGCGCGAGAUGCGCUCAGUUUCCCCGUGCCCAGGACAAAGUCCAUUACUACAUUAAGCUGAAGGACCUAAGGGACCAGCUCAAGGGCAUUGAACGGAACACGGAUGUGCAGGAAGUGCGCUAUACCUUUGAUCUGCAGCUUGCCCAAGAGGAUGCAAAGAAGAUGGCUGUUAAGGAAGAGAAGUAUGACCCAGGUUAUGAAGCUGCUUACGGCGGAGCUUACAGCGAGAACCCGUGCAGCAGCGAGCCCUGCGGCCUCUCCUCCAAUGGGCUAACCGACAGCGCGGAGGUGAGAGCAGCGCCGGCGUUCGGCACCAUCCCGAAUGGGCAGUGGCUGUCGCAGCCCUUCACAGACCCCCUCCCUCCCUUCGCCGACCGCCCUGGGCCGCAGGAAGGGAGCCAGGUGUGAGGACGGGGCUGCGCCCUGCUGCAGUCCAGUGCAGCGCUUGGGCAGUGCCUCCGUCGCGCUCGCCCCGGUGGUGGAACCUGGCACAGCACAGCUGUGCGGUGGAGCGAGCCUGUGGACCUGCGUAGGUGGAAGGGAGAGAUAGGGGCUUUUGUAUCUGAACUACUGUCAUUCCAGCUUUUUAUAAGUUAGGUUUCCUUUAUGAAGAAACUGAUUUUUCUUCUGGGAGUCACUCUUCUUUCCUGGGAGUUACUCUUGAUCUCUAAUUUUAAAAUGCCACAGCCUGGCCGGCCGUGGUGGGGCAGGAGGAUUGCCGUGAGUUCAAGGCCGGCCUGGGCUGCACAGCAAGCCCCACUGCAACAGCCUGAAUAUUUACCAUUGAUCCCUAACUGUAGAGGCCAUCGCCCUCGUGCCCGAGAUGGGCAUCUUGGACUACACAGGGCAGAGGCAGCUGGGCGGCGCUCAUGGAGGGGCCCGGCCCUUGCUGUUCCGUGUGGACGGGCGGCUCGUGUUCUCACAGGGUCCGCUUUGCCCGUGUGGCGUCUGUGACAGUGGCCUGCGGCAGGUGCUGUGACCCGACGCCAUGUACUUGUCCUCCAGUGGGCAGAGUGGUGUCUGCCAAGUGGACGUCUCUGCCGUCCACCGUGUCUCAUUUUGCCCUCGGCUUUUAAGGUCGUGACAGACCAGGAUACGAGAGGGACGGUCAGGCUUGAGACACAGGUGCUGCCGGUGCUGCUGAUCUUGUGUAAACAGGUGCUCUGGGCGCGCUGUGCCGAGUCCGACAGCAGGCGUGUGUUCUGCCGGCUCUGUGAGCAGCAGGGAUUUAAAACUUCCUGUUCGCUCUUGUGGCGCGGUGACCCUCGUGGGAAGGCGGACUUACACCUUCCUGAUUUUCCGGUGCGUUUUCCGUGGUGCUACAGUGUCCGGUCCCGGGCCUGGCCGUGGGGCAGCUCGCACCUGCUCCUGUCCUGCGGUGCAGAGGGAGCCGGGCGCAGGCUGUUCGGCAGUGAGAAAUCGGGUUCUCUGCCCCCCACACGGCAUGUAGCCUGUGGUUCUAUUUAUGUGAGAGCCAGAUCCUCACUGUGGGUCUCACCAUGCUGUUUAGCUUAGCGCUGAUGGUUUAUUCUUCUGUGCGUGGGUCCAGUGGAAGGCACUCGUGUAUUUAACUGCUGUGCUGAGCUGCUGUUUACAAGGGCGGCCGUGCAGGGCGGCAGGGCCUCGCCUCAGGGACUGGGAGCCAUGGGUGUUUUUCCUUGAGGCGCUUCAGGGCGUGUGUGGGUGCUGCUUGGUGUGGGACUUGUGCUCUGCACAGACGUCCUGGGGGUGAGGACACACCUCGUUUUAGCAUAACCACUCACGGAGCUCUGGUCCCAGCACGCGCGCUCCGUUCCCACCCAGCGGGCUGUGACUGGGAAACGUUGACACACCCUGUACACGACUGUAGGAGACUUUUUCAUUAAAUAAUAUUGAAAGAUUUUUUAAUUCAUU
This is a messenger RNA of Fukomys damarensis (Damara mole-rat), 4408 nucleotides long. It is a transcript of the gene Tdg, whose product is annotated as thymine DNA glycosylase. Lineage: Eukaryota; Metazoa; Chordata; Mammalia; Rodentia; Bathyergidae. Gene Ontology annotation, molecular function: mismatch base pair DNA N-glycosylase activity. The coding region runs from base 1769 to 2923 and encodes 384 amino acids. Gene Ontology annotation, biological process: base-excision repair, AP site formation. The transcript has 9 exons. Gene Ontology annotation, cellular component: nucleus. The record is from RefSeq and is a predicted model, not a curated record.